AUGGAGACAAUUAAACCAACACCUGAAGAACUGAAAUUCUGUAUGAAAGAGCCUGAAUGUAUCCGAAAUGUGUGCAUACUAGCCCAUGUUGAUCAUGGCAAGACAACUCUGGCUGACCUCCUUUUAGCCACUAACCGCAUAGUUAGCAAACGAAUGGCUGGCAUGCUCAGAUUUCUGGAUGAUCGCCCUGACGAGCAAGAAAGAGGAAUCACUAUGAAAAGCAGUGCUGUAUCCCUUUUAAAUAUUGUCCAAGAUGAAGAGUUGAAUAAAACAAGAAAAAUCUUACUAAAUCUGAUUGAUACUCCAGGGCAUAUAGAUUUUUCAUCAGAGGUAGGGGCAGCAGUAAGAGUUUGUGAUGGGGCCAUAAUUUUAGUUGAUGCAGUUGAAGGUGUAUGUGUACAAACUAGAGAAUCAAUUAGUAAGGCCUAUGAAGAACACACAAAAAUGAUAUUAGUUAUUAAUAAGCUGGACAGGUUGAUUAUGGAGUUGGAUCAAGAUAUUGACCUUAUGUUCCAAACAAUCAUCAAAGUUAUUGAGGAUUGUAAUGUUAUUGUUGCGGAACUGUAUCAGUACGGUUUUACUAAUGAUGAGGUUGAUAUUGAAGAUACAGGUUUGUUAUUUAGCCCCGAUACUGGCAAUGUUAUAUUUGCAAGUGCAGUUGAUGGAUGGGGCUUCACUACAAAGCAAAUGUCUAAAAUGAUGAUCAAUAUGGUAAAGAAUGAGACCAUUGAUUCUCUGAAUAAAAAAAUGUGGAAUUUUGAUAACUGGGUAGAUUCUAAAGGAGACAUUAGAACUGGUGCUGUGGAUAAACAAAAGCCAAACAUUUUUGUUCAGUUUUGUUUAAAAACAAUAGUGUAUAUUUAUCAAACUUUAGCAAUAAGAAUGGAAAGAGAUAAAGUGCCUGGUAUCCUUAAGAAGUUAAACAUUACCAACCCGACAAGAGAAAUGUUAACAUCAAAUGAUCCAAAAAAUCAGAUAAAAUCAAUAUUUUCUGCAUGGAAACCUUUGGCUCAUACACUACUUUUACAAUGUCUAAAUAUAAUACCAUCCCCCAAAAAUAUUGGCAAAACCAAGAUUGAAUAUCUACUGAACUCAAAUCACUAUAUUGAAAAUCCAUAUUUAAACAAAUGUGUAGAAGAAGUGACCCCCUAUUUUAAAAAUAUUUCUUCAGAAUCUCCUACUAUCUGCUAUGUUUCAAAAAUGUUUUGUGUAAAUAAGAAAAAUCUAUCUCAAAACGCCCCCAAGCAAUUUAUUCCUAAACCAAGGCAAGUGGGAAGUACUACUUCAAAUAUGGAAGCUUUAUCUCUUCAAGAUAAGCCUGUUAAGGAAGAAGAAACUGAAGUUAAAGAACUAACCCCUGAAGACAAAAUUAAAGAAAUUUCAGAUGAAAUUGCUGUGAUAGGCUUAGCAAGAGUGUUUACUGGUGCCUUAAAAGUAGGACAAGAAAUGUAUGCAAUGACGGCAGGGUAUCUACCAGACUCAGACAAAAUAGCCAUAAAUCCUGAAGAAUUUAUUUCAUCAAAUAAAUAUGUCCAUAAGAUACAAAUAAAGGAAUUAUACAUGCUUUUUGGAAGAGACCUUACCCAAGUAGAAUCAGUUCCUGCAGGCAAUUUUUGUGGAAUAGGUGGAAUAGAGUCCAGUGUCUUAAGAACAGCAACUUUAUCCACAAAGCUAAAUAUAGUUCCCUUGGUUGAACAUCCUUCAACUUACCCAGUAGUUAGAUAUGCAAUUGAACCUAUUAAUCCAAGAGAUCUUCCAAUUUUACGCAAUGGACUUAAAUUACUUAUGCAAAGUGAUUCCUGUGUCCAGGUUAUGAUGCAAGAGACAGGGGAACUAGUUAUUUUGACUGCAGGUGAUGUACACUUGGAUAAGUGCAUUGAAGAUUUAAAAACCAAAUUCGCAAAGGUUGAAAUUCAAGUUUCCAGCCCAAUGGUUUCCUUAAGGGAGACAGUUAAUAAUAAUUCAAUGAGUUUUGAACUUGAGUUGACUACAGGCUAUAUGAGUCUGUCAUUGAGUAUUGUUGCUUUACCUACAGAAAUUGCUGAUCUAGUAAAGAGCCAUCAUGAACUUCUCAUUACAAUUGAGGAGCAUAAUCACAAAAGUUUGAUUGACUUAAUUAAGUGUUUUAAAGAGGAGGAUCAGAAUGAUAUAAAAUUUAAAGAGUUUAAAAGUGAUUUAACUAACCGUAGUGUGGCUCACCUAAAAGACUUACUGAAUUCCACUUUUAACCAAUGUGGCUCCAUAUGGAAAGGCUUAGACACAAAAAUAUGGAGUGUAGGAAAACUUGAUGAUUGCCCAAAUCUACUUAUAAAUUGCACCAAAGACUAUACUCAAAAUAUUUUUCUGGAAACAAAUACUAAGGACAAAAGAACCCUGCUUGGUCAAUGCUUAGUGAACCCUUUUCAUGCUUUCUCAAAAGCUGGCCCUAUAUGUGAAGAACCUUUAAUGAAUUGCGCUUUUAUCAUUAACAAGUUCGAAUUAGUUAAGGAUGUUGAGCCUGAAGAAAUCACACCCCAGUUAGUUUCUUCUGAGGAAUCAGCCGUUAUGAAAACUAUGAAGAAUUGUUUUGAAAAACAAGAACCGAGGCUUAUGGAACCCAUGUAUACAACUAGUAUCCAAGUCAAUACCAGUAUUUUAGCCUUAAAAUAG
This is a messenger RNA of Anthonomus grandis grandis, 2649 nucleotides long. RefSeq lists its product as uncharacterized. The record is from RefSeq and is a predicted model, not a curated record. The transcript has 3 exons. Gene Ontology annotation, biological process: cytosolic ribosome assembly. NCBI's taxonomy places the organism in Eukaryota, Metazoa, Arthropoda, Insecta, Coleoptera, Curculionidae. Bases 1 to 2649 code for a protein of 882 amino acids. Gene Ontology annotation, cellular component: cytosol; ribonucleoprotein complex. Gene Ontology annotation, molecular function: ribosome binding; GTPase activity; GTP binding.